AUGGACGUCCAUUCCAUUCAGGGCCGUAGUGGAUAUGAAAUACAACAUAUCCAAAUCAAAAGCGAUAAUUCCGCCGGGAAGGGGUUACAUUGUGGUGUCAAAGUCAAUGAGUUGAGGCAACGGAGCGGUGCAAAGCGGUGCAAGAUCAACAAAGUAAAUUAA
Messenger RNA from Histoplasma mississippiense, 162 nucleotides. RefSeq lists its product with no specific name. Bases 1 to 162 code for a protein of 53 amino acids. The record is from RefSeq and is a predicted model, not a curated record. The transcript is spliced from 3 exons. NCBI's taxonomy places the organism in Eukaryota, Fungi, Ascomycota, Eurotiomycetes, Onygenales, Ajellomycetaceae.